This is a messenger RNA of Entrophospora sp. SA101, 1209 nucleotides long. The record is from the annotation of a GenBank genome assembly. NCBI's taxonomy places the organism in Eukaryota, Fungi, Glomeromycota, Glomeromycetes, Entrophosporales, Entrophosporaceae.
AUGCAACAACCAUUAUUUAAAAGUGCCUUCAAUAAAAGUAAAGUUAUUCCAUUUGAAAAACAAACAGAAAAUCAAAAUCUAUUUAAAACUCAAGAUUUGGAAAUUCUUUCCAGCAUUGUAACUUUUGCUACAUUUAUCAGUUGCUCUUCGAAAAUCACGACUACAUCUUACAUAAACAUUUUUCGAGCUCAUGAUAUUGUACUUAGAAAACCUGAUUUGCAAUCAAGAAAUACUUAUUAUAAUGAUUGUGAUGAUGAUGAUAAGUUAUUGAAAACAAAUACAAGUGAUAUUGAAUUCGGGUUAAAGUCAAAAAAUGAAUCUCUAACAACUUCAACAGACCAACUUGAUGUAAUAUUAAAUGAUUCAAUGAGUUAUCAAUCAAAUAAUUUGGAUGAUGAUUGUAUAGACUUCAAACAAUCUGAUAAAAUUAUUUUAUCAAAAUUUUCUCCAAAAGAAAAGGUCAAAUUAAAAAAUAUUUUAAGAAACUGGAAAAGUUAUACAAUACAAGUUCGUCAAAAUCGUACAAAAGUAGUUCAACAGUUAAGAUUAUCCAUAAAUUUUUAUCAAAAAAAUCUUUUAAAAAAAUUUUUUAAAAAAUUUCAUAAGUCAUGUAAAAGUGUACAGUCAAAAAGAAUUUUACUAAAAAAAGAAUCAGAUGCAUUCUAUAUUAGCAAUUUUUUUAACAAAUGUAAAGAAUUCUUACUUGAUGUUAUGAAUAAUUGGCAUUCAAUUGCUGUAAAUAAAUCAACAAAAAAUGCAUUAUUAACUAAAUCAUAUAAAAUAUGGAGAACAAAAUUCAUAUAUUCAUUAUUAACAAAAGAUAAUCAACAAAUUAUGUUGGACAAAUAUUUUGAAAUUCUCAAUUCAGUACCUAAAAGGUAUGCUUAUUUUGAUGAUGAUAUUAAUAAGACAUUAACACAGAAAGCUUUUGAAAAAUGGAAGGAAAGAUAUAAAAAUUAUAUUUUAUUAAGUGAAGUUGCUGAUGUCAAAUUUCUUCAAUGGAGAGAGGCUUUGCAAAGAAGAAAAAUAAUGUCAAAAACUGCAAGUGUACCUUUACUAAAUCGUUGUCUUCUUGAAUGGUAUAGUAGAACCAUUCAAAAAUAUAAACAAAAAGAACAUGAACGAAAACUUGCACUAGAAGUUUUAAGAGAAUGGAAGAAAAUAGCAGGAAAAAAUUAUGAUGCAAUGAUCCCUUGUCAAGAUAUUUGA